CUCAGUCUUCCCAAGGUUCUACCCAUCCCUCCUCUACAAAUACUCCAUCAGUCCUCGGUGUCUGCGUCACUAUGGUCAUCCUGCUGCUGUUGCUGCCGCUGCUCCUCCUGGUCUGGCUGUACUUGGGAUGCUCACCAUGGAGGGUCCCAGGAUCACCCCAGAGUGGCAGAAAGUACCCCCCGCGUCCCCCUCAUCUUCCCUUCCUGGGUAAUAUGUUUGAUCUAGGACGCUCAGAUCUACCUGUCCAUUUCCUGCAACUUUCCCAGAAAUACGGCCCCAUCUUCCGACUGAGCUUCUGGGGGAAAGAUAUUGUUGUGUUGAACAGCGCAGGGUUGAUCCGCGAAGCUCUGGUCAAGAACUGGGCCGAUUUUGCUGGGCGACCCAAGAGCUAUGUUGGUGACCUGAUAUCUUAUGGCGGGAAGGAUUUGUCGCUGGGAGACUACACUGCUGUCUGGAAGGUACAGAGACGCCUCACACACCUUGCCCUACAGAAGAGAGUACGCCAGGGCCUGGACAACCUGCUGGAGGAGGAGGCUGUGAAGCUGUGUCAGGAUUUCCUCCAGCGACGUGGGGAUCCAGUGAAUGUAGCUGAAGAGUUCUCUCUGCGCACGUGCAGGCUGAUUGCAGCAUUGACGUUUGGAAUAAGUUAUGAGCUCUCAGACCCCACAUUUCAGGAAAUCCAUCAAUGUAUAACUAAUAUUGUGAAAUUAUUUGAUUCUCCAGCUGUCAACGCAUUGGACUUUAUCCCAAUUCUCAGGAAACUCCCAAAUGGACCCUUAAAGCAGCUCCUAAAGGCCGUAGAGAAGAGAGACCGCCUGGUGAGAAGUCAGAUGGAGAAGCAUAAGUGUGAUCCCCCUACCGAGGAGUCUCAGGAGGACAUCUUGGAUGAAAUGAUCCGCUUCCUAAAAGAGAAGUGCAAGGCGGACGGCAAUGGCGCCUCCCAGCUGACAGAAGAACACCUUCACAUGGCUGCAGUAGAUCUUCUCAUUGGAGGGACCGAAACCACAGCUUCCACCUUAACCUGGACCGUGGCCUACCUUCUCCAUUACUCAGAGGCCCAGGAGAAAAUUCACAAAGAAAUCAUUGAAGCAGCGGGGCCGGAUCAAUACCCUGCGUACUCGGAGCGUAACAGGUUACCAUAUCUCAGUGCCACCAUCUCAGAGAUGCUUAGAAUGCGUCCAGCGGUUCCCCUUGCAGUUCCACAUUCUGCCACCAGGGACACCAGAAUCGCAGGUUACACUAUUCCCAAAGGGACCAUUGUCAUUCCAAAUGUCUUUGCUGCUCAUCAUGAUCCAACCAUCUGGGAGAAUCCUGAUCGGUUUUGUCCCGAGCGAUUCCUGUCCCAAGCAGAAGGUAACCUCGCCUCGCGCUCCCUCCUUCCGUUCAGUAUGGGCGCCCGGCUUUGUAUCGGAGAGGCUUUGGCCCGUAUGGAGAUAUUUUAUUUUCUCUCUCACCUCUUGAGGGAUUUCUCCUUCUCCUCCCCCUCCCCCAAUAAUCUGCCUGACCUCCAUGGGGUCUUUGGGACGAAUCUGAAGUGCCACCCUUUCCUCGUCCGAGUCCUGCCUCGGGAGAACCUCAUCCUACCACCAGAGACCUUCUGACUCGAUAUGGAUAAAGUCUGACUUUUUCAAGAGUACCUGUCUCCAAUCAGCUGCCAUUUUACAAACUAAGCCAGUAUCCCCCCCUUGGAUUGGCUGGCUGCCUUUUCCUCAACACUUGCUUUGCCUACAAGAUGGCGUCUUCAAGUGUAAGUUUCAUCAUGUUGGAGAGUUUUUUAUUAUUUUUUUCCUAUUGCACAAUCAUUUUACUUUUUAAGCCUAAUAUUUGUGUAUAAAGAAUGUUUAAUAAAUAUUCAGCAGGA
Rana temporaria (common frog) is the source of this 1861-nucleotide messenger RNA. Its product is annotated as steroid 21-hydroxylase. Bases 72 to 1601 code for a protein of 509 amino acids. Gene Ontology annotation, molecular function: steroid 17-alpha-monooxygenase activity; heme binding; iron ion binding. Lineage: Eukaryota; Metazoa; Chordata; Amphibia; Anura; Ranidae. The record is from RefSeq and is a predicted model, not a curated record. Gene Ontology annotation, biological process: hormone biosynthetic process; progesterone metabolic process. The transcript is spliced from 10 exons.